Molecule: messenger RNA, 1165 nt
Organism: Brachypodium distachyon (stiff brome)
Lineage: Eukaryota; Viridiplantae; Streptophyta; Magnoliopsida; Poales; Poaceae
Product: LOB domain-containing protein 37
Exons: 2
Coding region: 243-953 (236 amino acids)
Biological process (GO): regulation of gene expression
Source: RefSeq, a predicted model, not a curated record
CCCCACUGCCCCCGCCCGGACACAUCAUCGCUGCAUCACCCCUCCCGUACCUCUGCCUGCAUAUAAGCGCCUCGCCCGCUCCAGCUCUCCAGCUAGCUAGCCAGCCCCCUCUCUGCCGCAUAUCCACCGACGACCUCCAGCCCCAGCACGUACUACUGCCAAUCUCCGUCCCCAGCACCUACACACAUCAUAGGGAUCGAUUGAGCCGGCUGGCCGGGCGUUUUGGGUUGAAAUCGACCGAGAUGAGCUGCAACGGGUGCCGGGUGCUGCGAAAGGGGUGCAGCGACGCGUGCGUGCUGCGGCCGAGCAUCGAGUGGAUCGACGGCGCGCAGCCGCAGGCCAACGCCACCGUCUUCGUCGCCAAGUUCUUCGGCCGCGCCGGCCUCGUCGCCUCCCUCGCCGCCGUCCCGCUGCACCACCGCCCAGCGUUGUUCCGGUCGCUGCUGUACGAGGCGUGUGGGCGGACGAUCAACCCGGUGAGCGGCGGCAUCGGGCUCAUGUGGACGGGCAACUGGGACCUCUGCCAGGCGGCCGCCGACGCCGUCCUGCGCGGCGACUCCCUGAGCGCGCUCUCCGCGGUGCCGGCCGCAUUUACCGACCGCGACAUGGCCGGCCUCUACGGCUGCGCCAACAACAACAACAACAACACCGGCAGCUCCUCCUCGCUCCUCCACCACGCUUCAUCCUCGCCCGAGAACUCAUCCUCCUCCAAGCCCUCCAGGAAGCGGAUCAAGCCCAGCUUUGGCGGAGCACAGCAGAUGAAGCCGCCGCGGGCGCUGAUGCAGGCCUGCGAGCUGGACCUGUGCCUGACGCCCGUGUCGCCGAUGGGCGGCGGGAGGCGGCAGCAGGGUGCAGGCGGCGGCGCGUCGGACGAGUACUCGACGACGACGUGCGACGAAGCCAGCGGCGACGCCGAGGCUGGGGCGCCGGCGCUGCUCAACCUCUUCAACUGAUCUGAUUGUGUAGGGGCGCCGAUUGUGUAAGGUGUAAUUGUACACGACGUCUCCAGAGGCAGGGUUUAAGGGUCAUCUGGGGGUGGAGGUUAAUUAGCUGCGUGAAGUUAAUGAGGCUCUUUGGGACGUUUAACCUGGUUUUGAAGUAAUUAAUCCGUGCUAAAUGUUCGGUUUCGGUGAAUCAAUUGACAAGUUGGUUUUGUAGAGCAAAA